This is a messenger RNA of Staurois parvus, 315 nucleotides long. The record is from the annotation of a GenBank genome assembly. Lineage: Eukaryota; Metazoa; Chordata; Amphibia; Anura; Ranidae.
CACUGGCAGCACUGAUGGACACUGAGAUAGGCAGCACUGAUAGGUGGCACUGAUUGGCAUUGAUAGGUGGCACUGACUGUCAUUGAUGGGUGACACUGAAAGGCAGCUUAGAUGGGCACUGAUAUGUGGCAUUGAUGUGCACUGAUAUGUGGCUUUGAUGUGGCAUGGAUGGGUACUGGCAGGUCACAUGGAUGAGCACUCAGAGCUGGCACUGAUGGACACUGACAGGUGGCACUGCUGGGGCUACACAGAUCAUCAGGGCACACUGAUCUAUGGUAUAAAUCUGAAUAUUGAUCAAUCCUGAAGUACUGACAG